UGAGAUUGCUUCGCAGCCAUAAUCGUAAGGUUUUGAUCUCCCUACUGUUACCAACUAGUUCAUUAUUGGUAGAGAGGAAGAAGCUAUACAUUUCCUUGUUUUGUAUUGCGAGAUUUUUGCUUGAUAGUUCUUUUUACUAUUUAUUAAAAGCUGAUUAUUCUGUGCCCAGUUUUUUUGUGAGUGUUUAGUGACUGCAGUAAUUCUUCCUUUCCUUUAAUAGAAUGUUGUGUCAUCUGCAAAUAUGAUCAUUUUAUAAGUUCCACAUUUAAGCUUAGAUCCUUACACAGUAUAGAAUCAUAAGAGGUCUUAUUAAUGACCCAGAGAUACAACAUAUUUGUUUAGAUUAUACUCAGGUAAGUAUCCAGAAAUAGUUUUAAAGUUGACAUUAGUGUGCUUCAUGCCCACUGCUUGCUUACAAUUGAUCAGGUAGGAAAUGAUCAAAUUGUUGGACAGACCUCUAGACCUGUAAUAUUAUACUGUUCAAACUUUGACAGCAGAAUCUUAUGAUCCACCAACAGUUUUUGCUAGGUCAGUAAAAAAUGAUGUUGAUUUCUGUUUCUUCACAGUUAAUGUACUCAUAAAUGGAAGCUACUGUUGUCCUUUAAUUGCCAAAUUCAUGUUGUUCAGUACAAAGGAUUUUGUUUUUAUUCACAAAUUCCAUAAAUUUGCCACACGUAUCUUCUUAAAUAUUUUUGAAAGGCAAGAGGUAAUUGUGAUUGAUCUGUAGUUAUUUACAUUAUUCCUCUCACAUUUUUACAUAUUGGUACUGGAUUUACAAACAUUCUGUACCAUUCCACAAUACUCAUAUCACAUAAUGGAAACAUCCUAUACAAUGUUAUAGAUUAUAAGGUUUGUUAAUUUUUUGUUUGAUAUCGUAUUACAACACUUAUGUAUGCCUUUGUUUUUGGUGUUAAUCAGAUGUAGAAUUUGAAUAUACAAAAUGAUAAAAAAACAAUAACAAUAGCCUCAGAAAGGAGAGAAAAUUCAGAAAAUUUGCCGAUAGUUGUGAGGAAAGUUACAAAUAAUAUUUUUAUAAAACGGACAUCAUAGUCACAGCAGCAGCAGAGACUCAACUGAUGGAAUUAUUUUCUGGGGAAAUCAACCUCUUGCAAAGAAAAUAUUCAUUGCUCAGAAGCGUGUUGUAAGAGUGAUGUCUGGUGUAGAUCCUAGAUGCAGCUGCAGAAGCCUAUUCCGGAAUCUGGGAAUUCUUACAACUACUUCUCAAUAUAUAUACUCACUUAUGUGUUUCAUAAGUAAAAACACUGAUUUAUACAAAUGUAACAGUGAAUACCAUCAGUAUAACACAAGGAGGAAACAUGAUUUCCACACUGAAGGUAAAAAUUUGAAGAUUGUGCAGAAGGGUGUACAGUCCUCUGGUAUAAAGAUAUUUAAUGCUCUUCCUCCAGAAAUCAAAUGUGAAAUUGCCAACAAAUCUACAUUUAAAGAGCUUCUGAGGCAAUUUCUUUUAGCCAUGUCAUUUUACAGUUUGGAAGAGUUUAUGAAACACAGUGAGAAACGGCCUUAAAAUAAGAUGUAUUAUCAUAUAAAUUGAACAUUAAGCUGAACAUUCUUGUCACAUAUGUAACUCUUUUAGUGUUAACUGCUUAUAUUUAACAGUCUGGGUUGUAUGACCUUUUCAGGUUUAAUUCACUUUGUUUUAUACCUGUAAUCUGUAGGUCUAAGGAUUCUCAUUCCAUUAUAUUGUGUUAUGGAUCAUUGUAGUGGUUAAGUAACUUUAUAUUCUUUACCUGUAAACAUAGUGUACAAGUACUUGUCAUUGACAAUGUAAAAAUUGACACACACUACAUCCAUGUGAAAUUGUCACAGUUGGAUCCAUGGUGUAAGAAAUAAAUAAAUAAAUAAAUAACAACAGUAAAAAGGCUGCACAAUGGGUUGUUUUUCCUUUUUCCAAGAUCACACAGAAGAGGUGUAUGAGAGUGAUUUAGUUUCACAUCAUAUUCACUUAGCUCAAAUGAAGACAGCAAGGAAUCAUUUACUGCAGAAUAGCAUAAACACAAUUAUUAUUUUUAUCAUUUAGCUAGUGGAAUACAUCAUUUGAAAGGCAUACACCUGAGGUUCGAAAAAUAACUGCUCACUUUUUGGGACUGUAAUUUGCUGAUUUUAGAAAUUACAAAGUAUCUAAUAUACUGAGGAGUGGUGCAGAUUUAAAAAUGGUGAGUUUUACAAUAUUUGCAAGUGGCAAGUGGAAAACCAGUCACAUUCAUUUCUUCAAAAGAAAGUCGGCACAGCUCUAACUUUCUUUCCAUUUAUUCAUUUCGUUAUACAAAAUAAACAAUUUCAUAAGAGUUCUGGAAAAGUUUGUGUGACAUUGCCCUAAAGACUCACUACGUGUGAUUUAAUCUACUAGAAACUUGCAACGCGGAAGCAAACAGAUGGCCAAGAAAGAAAAUAAAUUCCAUCAACCAGUAAGGUAAUAAAGGAAACUGACGAGUGGAAGUCUAAUCUCAGAAAUUAUUUAAAAAUUGAUAAUAUGCAAUUUUUAAAUCGUCUUUAACCAACUUUUCUCAUUUCACAGUAUUUACAGUAUCUCUGAGCCCAUACGAAUUUUAUGACUAAACAUCUCCACAUAAGUUGCAGGCCGCAGUAUUUGCGUGCCGAAGCGAUUAUCUACUUUGUCAAUAUAAGUUUUAGCUGUCGAUAUGUUAUGACAGUAAUAAUAAGCAUACUCAACAUGAACAUCUUGUAACAUGAUGAAACAUUAGAAGCUGAGAUACCUGUCGACUGGCGGGAUACUCAUUCAAUUUUUCGAUUUUACUACAUGCUUACGAUGGAUCGAUUUUAUCUUUAUCACUGAUAUUUCAUUAUCCUUCAUUGAGCUCUAAGUGCGUGACAAGAAAUGCCUACGGCUUGCAUGAGGUGUCUGCCUGUAGAUGGAAGGUUCAGCGCUUCAGCGAGCUGUCUGAAAUGGUGCCGAAAACAACACAGAUGUUAGAGAUGCGUAGCGGUAAAGUCUAUGAAGGAUACGGCAGUGGUGGACUGACGCAUCGUAAACAAGUCGGGUCGCAGUUGAUAAUAUCGCAUUACUAAACAUAGUUCUUUUUGUCAAAUUACGCGUCUGUUUUUAAGUCAUUUGUGUUGGUUUACCGCGGGAUUACGUCAUAUAGGUUGACGAUCGAGAAGAAAGAUUAGAUGAACAGUACGUGUGGUAGAUACAAACGUAUGUUUAUGUUAUGAUAAACCUGAAAAUUGAUUUCAGUUUCUUGUGAUACCGUUGUAAAGCAUGUUUUGUUUGUGACUGUGUAUCAACAACGUUUGCAACUGUCAUUUUCGAGAAAAGCCGGGAUGUGUAGGUGAUACAAAAAUGCAGUGUGCAUUGAUAUGGCCAGAAAGUCAUUAUGGACUAUUCUUGGAGGAUGGAUAUGCUGUGAUCAUGGAGGAAGAGUUAUAAUGAACUGUAUCAUUUUCAAAGUGUUUUUGCUGUCACUGCAAACUUGAGACAAAUUUGGGCACUUGAAGGGAUUGCACAAUAUUUCUACAUGUUGUAGAUCGCUUAGUAUUGGAAAGAUAUGAAAUAAUUGUCAUAGGCACAGAACAGCAAUGGAUCCAUUGGGGCCGUGGGCAACAUAUAAUCCUUCAUACACUAGGCUAACGGGUACAGCAGGCAGUUACCAGGGGACUGCUCCUAGUGGACGUGGCAAUUUUGGAUCCCCCCAUCAUGCUUCACCAACAGGAAACAACAGUUUGGAAAAUACAGCAGUAACAGGGUUGCAAUCAGCAAAUUCCCAGCUUCUUUUGCAAACUGCUCAUAGUUCUACUAGCGUGCCUAACAGAGAACUCAUGGGGCACACCUCCAUGGCAGCAGCAUUUGGCUCAGGAAGCUUCCUUACACAAACGUCUGGAUCGUAUGAUCCAGUUUUUUCAACUUUAUUUCACCAUCCUGAACAAAAACUGGCUAAUUAUGGCCCCUGUGCCACAAGUAACCCUCCAAAGCAUUCUUUACAACAUACUUCAGCAACCAAGCAAAAUGCACUUGAAUCAGAAAUAACAAGAGUCAGAGAAAAACAACAGAGUAGCACAUAUUUUGAACAGCAGGCAGCAGGAUCACCAUCAUCACUAUCAUCAACCCCGUCUUGGUCACAUCAGACAAAUGUCCAAAUACCAAGUCCAUUUGGUAUAUUACCACAUGAAACUGUUGGAAAUGGGGUGGAGAAGGGCAGUUCCAUUUGUGAAGGAGACUUCAAUGUACAAUUUACCCCAAAUCAGAAUUUAAAUAAUAUGAACUCUCAGCUCUCACCAGCUUUGGAAUACAGUAAAUCUUCAAGUGAUUACAAUAAAAUACAGAUCAGGAAACCAGACACAUUACUGUCCCCUGGUAGAACAGCUUUUACACCUGCUUCCAGUGCAGCAACUAGUGCCACAUUUUAUCAGCAUUCUCCAGCAACAUUCAGUAAUGUAGGGGCUGUCUCAUCUCGGGACAGUACUUCAGUUGUUUGUGCAACAACUUACCGAAAUGACAACAAUAAAUGCCAGCAGCAACUACCAGGGGUCUCUGAUUUUGUUAGCAGUGGAAAAGGAUUUGUUUCUCCUGCACAGCUACCCACACCGUACCAUCAAGCUUCACUUGAUACGAAAUUGUAUUCAGAAUUUAAUUCUUCUGAGCACAUGACACAAGCACCUUUACCAGAGGAACAUAGUCAAUCUCCGCCUGUUAAUUUCUCUCCAUUGAAUAAUGGAAGACAAACGGUUACCUUUACACGCAAUGAAAAUGGUGGAACAUGUUCAACUAGUAUUAGUUCUGGGUCAGUUCCAACAAGUCUUGGUGUAGAAGAGCAGCAUGGCAAACGUGCCCUUGGUGUAUUACAGCAAACAAUUCAUAAGUGUCAGUCUAACAGUGAUGCAUCAUUUCAUAUGCAGCAAUACAGCAGCUCCCUUGUUGAUAGUGCCAAUUAUGGUAGUUCACCAUCUUUUUCAACAACAGAAACAAAAUCUUACUCUGAGCCAUUGCUCUGUAUUGCAAAUGAUUCAUUGAAACACGGUCAGUCUGAUUGUGGAAAUCUUACACAAACACACAGCCCAGCUAGUAUGCAGUCGCAUCCGAGCCCUCUCGGUCAUGUUCCAAGCCCUCUCGGUCAUGUUCCAAGCCCUCUCGGUCAUGUUCCAAGCCCUCUCGGUCACGUUCCGAGCCCCCUCAGCCACGUUCCAAGCCCCCUCAGUCACGUUCAGAGUCCUCGUGGUCAUGUUCCUAGUCCCCUUGGUCACAAUCCCAGUCCCCAUAGCCACAAUCUAAGCCCUCAUGCUCAUGCUUCGAGUCCUGCGUAUCCUGUUUACCACAGUCCAGUAGGUAUGGUGCCUUCUGCAUCUUAUGUCCAGCCAUUGUCUCCAGAGGUGUCUUUACGGCAAUGCCCUACUGUUGAUGAAAGGUCAAAAAUAGUAAGCCAUUCUGCAGACAGUGAGCCAUGCUCAACAAACUCAUUAAGAGUACUGCCUAAAUCAAAAAUCCCUAGUCACCAUGUAAUAAAUCGUACAUCGGGCUCAGCAGGUGUUGCACAAAGACAAAAAUUAGAUGAAUGUGACAUCAAAGAUGGUUAUAACGAAGACAGUGAUUUGCAUAGAAAAGGAAAUCGGCAAGAUAAUACCUGCCGAAAGCAAAAUGUGAUACCACAAAUGAAGGAAGAAAGUGUUGAAGACGAAUCCAGUCCAUAUUAUAAGGUAUGCAUCAACGAGAGAGAUGGUGGAGAUAGUAGUGCCGCUACCAUGUUAUCAGUAGUGCAAACACCCAAUUUGCCACAGACAUCAACACUUCUCCAACCUCAGGACAUUUUAGAGCCUUCAGUAUCUAUGGAGCAAGAAGGUUAUAUUGAAAGCAGUUCAUCCUGUAGUGAACAGGCGAGUAAUGAUAUUGACAAGCAUGCUGCCACAGGUUACAGUGCAGCACUACAGCAAGAAGGUGAACCUCUGUGUACAGGAUUACUAUCUACUGGUGAAGUCACAGAGGCUCAGACAAAAGAGCAUUCUUCUCACCUUAUUAGGGCCACCUCUGAAGGACAGCAACUAGUGUCCGCUGAAGAGGCGGUGACUCAAAACAGUGCCAGCUCCUAUGUCACACACAUUGACAGAAAUAGAGAGCAACAAGAUACUGAUUCAAGGAACAAUUCUUUGAAUGAAAAGUUGGUUUCACCAAAAGCAAGUGUAGUGUGUGAAAAUGUACUCAAACAAAGAUCAGAGACAUUUCAGGAUUCCGUAGAUGUGUCUGAUAAUGAAUAUCAGUCUGCAACAGCUUCUGUGACACAGCCAGUUGUUACAGAUCUUCCUAGUGUUCAACAAUCUUCUGACAGCAUUCGACAGAUUUCAGAGGUUGUCAACAUGUCAUCAGAAAUGAAGUCUGAUUCUCAACAACCAUCAGAUUUAGCAGAAUCCUUUAAUGAAAUAAAUCGAAAAGUCACCUUAAUUAACAUAGAGGAUGAUUUAGAAUGUCUAUUGGAAGAUAGUUCUGUUUACAGUCACAUGACUCUUGAACAAGAUGUUAAGAUGUCAAAACAAAAGUAUUUUUUACAAAAUCGUAGUGGAUUUUUGGAUGGGUACAUGAAAUUCCUUAAUGAAGAGAGGCGAAUAUCUGUUACAAAAAGCAAAAGCACUGAAAAAUCCGCAGAUAAAGAUACACAGAAGAAAGUGCGCAGGAAGCGAAUUGCUAAAAAUGCAGAUAUAUCUGGUACCAGUACUAAAGUUUUGAAACAAAGUCAGCAGGAUGAAGACUGGGAAGAAAGCAGUUAUACAUCCGAUGUGACUUCUGACACAUCUGACACUGAAAACAUGAGAAGCAAAGGAAAAAGAACUGAAUGGAUGUCCAGGGACAGCGGUCAUCAGGAAGAUGAAGGAAGUGAGAGGAAAAGACAAAAAUUGGAUAAGGAAGACGAACCAGAGAAGCAGAAGAAAAAUGCAAAAGACAGCCGAGGGAAAAGUCUUCAGCGAUCAACAAUUCAGUUGAGGCGAAAUUCUAGUUCUAAUCCAGAACUCUCAUCAAAGUGCAAUUCAUUUCAGUCAAGUUACUCUAAUGACCCACAGUCACUGGAUUCACAAAACAGUCAUGAAAAGGAGCAAAGGAAGAGGAGUAGAAAUGUUAAAGACCAAGUGAUCGCAAAAAGAAAAAUGAGUGAACAUAAAGAAGACCAAACUGUUUAUUUGCCCAGGAGGGAAAUGACACCCCGGAAGGCAAAAGAAAUAAGUAACACAAAGAAGUACAACCUCGAAGAAUUUGAAGAAGACUCUGACUCUGAGGAUAUGGACAGCGAUCCCGCAUGGACUCCAGCAGCUAAAGAACCAUCUGAUGAUGAUAAUGUUAAUAAGAGACGAUCCCGCCGUUCACGUUAUAUGUUACCAAAUUGCAAAAGAACCAGGCAUGCAUCACCUGAUGGCACUAGACCUGGAGGCACUGAAGAUGUAGAAGUGAGCAAGUUGCGUGGGAACCGAACCAGACAAAGUCGUACGAGAACACAUGCUGCUGCUAUCAGUCAAAAUUCACAGUCAUUGGCCAGACCUGACAUGCCCUCUGGUGCUUCAUAUUCUCCUGUCAGAGAAGUCAUAGCUGACACUAAUUUCAGAUAUACAAGCUGGAGUCCACAAAACAGGCACAUCUACCAACAAGUUGCUGUGCGAUUUGUAGUGCAAAAUAAUUUUGAAACAGUUGUUGAGUUGCAGAAGAACAGCAUAUGUGAUGACCAUCAAUCACAUGUUGAACAGUCAAUAACAGAAACAGCCAAAUACUACAACAGCUUUGAAGUUUACAUCCAGACAUUAAUAUCUCAAGCAUUGGAUUCAAAUUUCCUCACUGAAGUUCUGCGGGAACAUGAUGAUUACUUUUUAACAAACUUAAAGACAGUUGAUGAAGUAACAGAAGAGAGAAUGGAACAUCUUUUAAGGAUUGCCAAGUGGCCAAACACUCUAAGAACUAGUGUUGGAACUUGGCCAUGUUUCAAUGUAAUUGAUGAGCCAACAGAUGGUGAUGGGGAAGGUGCAAUGCCCUGCAUUGCCUGUGAACACAGUAGUGCCACAGCCCGUGUUCAAAUGUAUGGCCAGCCAUAUGACAGAACAACUCUUGAGGGCUGUCCUCCAGACCCCAAGUUGGCAUCACAGAAGGAUUUCCUCCUUUGCAAAGUUUGUGUGUCACGUGUUGAGCUGUAUAAUAAGGUAGCUCACCAAAAAUACCAUAUGUAUGUAGAGUGUGCAAAGAGGGUUGCAGACAAGCGCUCUUCCAACCCAAGCAAAGACAGUAUGGAAAUCCUCAAUGAGCUACUAGCUGAUGAGCUGUGGUUAAGAGAGCUGUUCCUAACAGUGCGACAUGUGUGGGCAGCAAUUGAUACCUUGGACAACAUGGCCUGAAAUAAUGACGGAAAGUCCACUAAUUAUACAUUGAAACUUUAAGGUGUGUUCUAUCUUCCUAAAGGGCUUUUAAUAAAUGUUAAAGUUUGUGAAAUAUAAAAUGUGCAUACUUUCAUUGUACCUAUGUGAUGUACAGGCAGCUUUGAUUUUGGUGUUAAGAGUAAUUAAUGAGCUAUCACUGUGUCCAGUAUUUCAAAAUAUUUGCAUAUAGGCCCAAUAUAAAAAAAAAUCAAAUUCUGUUUUACUGAACUAAAUAAAUACACUAGUAGCCAAUGUUGCUGUAACUAUUCAAAUUGAUCAUUGUUGUAUUUAGUACAAUUUUAAUUGUGUGUCAGAAAGAAAUAUUAGUAUAAUGUUUAAAGAUAUUGGUGUCUUUAUUUAUUAUUAGUCAGUUAAAUAACAUUUUAAUCUGGACUAGCACUGUGUAUUACCAAAAGAGGGAGCUGAAAGAAUGUGCUGUAGAGUAAAGACUUAUAACUUGUUAUAUUUUCAAGAUAUUUUUAAAUAAAAUGACUUAACAGUUUUCAGUA
Molecule: messenger RNA, 8867 nt
Organism: Schistocerca cancellata (South American locust)
Lineage: Eukaryota; Metazoa; Arthropoda; Insecta; Orthoptera; Acrididae
Exons: 9
Coding region: 3559-8337 (1592 amino acids)
Cellular component (GO): nucleus
Source: RefSeq, a predicted model, not a curated record